Magallana angulata is the source of this 1950-nucleotide messenger RNA. Its product is annotated as transcription factor HES-2-like. The coding region runs from base 552 to 1547 and encodes 331 amino acids. Gene Ontology annotation, molecular function: DNA-binding transcription factor activity, RNA polymerase II-specific; RNA polymerase II cis-regulatory region sequence-specific DNA binding; protein dimerization activity. The record is from RefSeq and is a predicted model, not a curated record. Gene Ontology annotation, biological process: regulation of neurogenesis; anterior/posterior pattern specification; regulation of transcription by RNA polymerase II. The transcript is spliced from 4 exons. Lineage: Eukaryota; Metazoa; Mollusca; Bivalvia; Ostreida; Ostreidae. Gene Ontology annotation, cellular component: nucleus.
AGAUUUUUAAAAUCUUUCAUCCAGAUUUUUGCGGUGAUAAUCUUUUCUAUUAUAGGUCUAUCGAGAUACCGUAGGUACACAAUAUACGACAAAGAGCUAAUUGUUCCCUAAUAAAAACACACGGCUCUGAUGAAAAUCUAGGACCCACUUUGUUUUCUAUUUCAUAUACGUAAGUGAAAAAGAAAAGCUAUACAUUGCUUUGUAUAGCCCGGGGAUAAUGUAAGUAUACAUAAAAGUUUUGUAAUUUCGCUCGGCGUGAAGAUGGGACCAGACUUGUUCAAGCGCGGACCCGUCAUUGGCUGCAGUACACAUUCAUGAGGUCACUCGGAGCGCCGACCUGUUGGUUCUAGGUAGGCUGCGCUGAUUUAUGGCUAAUCUUACAAAUUCGCGUGCCAGACAGCUAAUCAGAGAGGCCUUCGCGUGACGAGCUUAGUUGUCGGUGGGACCAACUCGUGUCAGUGCUAGGAAACAUAUCACACCAAACAGACAUGGAUGUAUAGGAGUAUUAGCAAUUAACGAUUAAUUCUUAAUUAUAAACUGAUCACCUGAUCAUGGCACCCACAGAGUCCAAAGAUGAAGUGAAAAAAGAAGCCGUCCACAGUUCGACGGGGUCACCGAAGAGAAGGGUAAACAAACCAAUGAUAGAGAGAAGACGGAGAGAAAGAAUAAACGAAUGCUUGAACCAGCUCCAGACUCUGAUAUCCCAGUUGGACAAGGAUAAACCUAAGAUUGGAAAGUCAAACAAGUUGGAAAAAGCCGACAUUUUGGAAAUGACUGUUGACUUUGUCAAGCGAUCCCAUCCCACUACAUCAAAAGAAGAAGUUGAAAAUCGUGAAGGUGUAGUGGAUAGCGUGCAGUAUAAAGCCGGGUAUGACAAAUGCCGUAACGAGAUCCAAAACUUUCUGCAAUCUUCGGAAAACGUGCCCGAUGAAGUCCGAUCAGCGUUGAUAAGACAUCUUCAAGUCAACCCUUCUAACAAAUCGUCCGAACCCGCUGAAGACAAGUCGCCUGCAGUGGACCAGAAUCCUAAAAGUGUCGCUUCUGUGUCUUACGCCAAUAUUCUUCCGCGUGUGUCAAGUGCUUCGAUUGUCAGUGUCGCAUCAUCGCCUUCCUGCCAGACGACAACCCAGCUUCCUGGAAACAGAAAUGUUUACAUCUGCAAUCCGAGCGCUCCAACGUACGUGUUAGUCCCAACAGCUACAUUAUGUCAACCCGUACCAAUAAACUCUCAGAUGACAAGGACCAGCGAUUCACCAUUGAACUUGGUGAAGACUUCUAGAACCGGAAGUGAAAUGGUCUCCAGCAGCACCGCUCAGACUUCAACGAUGCAGCUUGGAUCUGUUGUCAAUGGAAACCAAUUCGUUGUGAUACCGCAAGGACAGAUUUCAAGUGUACCAAAUUUCAUGGCAUCUUCUAUGGGUGGACAGUCAAAUCUUAUCCCCGCGAAUUCGGUCCAAAACAUCCAGGGCAACUUCCUGUGCAUGCCCAACUUCCAGAUGUCGCUUUCGUCGCCUCAGUCUGACCAGGACGUGUGGCGACCAUGGUAAACAGGGUUAUUUUCCUGUCGCGGUUUUAAAUACUAGUAACGUAUAUUUUCUACACAAUGCACUUAAACAACCCAUAUAUAUUAUUUCAAGAUGAAGACCAUAAGAAAAGUUUAUUAUUUUGUGGGACCGUAGCAUUUGUUGAUUGGGCUGUGUUCAGUGCGUUAAGACAUUGCAUAUAUAAAUUUAUUUUUCUAUAAAGAGGGUGAUAUUGAAGAGCUUCCUAUUCAUUAGUUGUCUUCCUAGAUGCAGAUUUGUGAUACAGCGUACAAUGUACAUUCCAUUACAUAUUUUACAUAUAAAUCUGUUAUUAUACGAUUGUUAUGAUGUUAUACAACGACAACAUCUGUUUAUGUAAUCAAAGGUGCUGAUUAUUAAAAUGAUGAUUUUUUUUCUAAUUAAACUA